This is a messenger RNA of Opisthocomus hoazin, 2082 nucleotides long. NCBI's taxonomy places the organism in Eukaryota, Metazoa, Chordata, Aves, Opisthocomiformes, Opisthocomidae. The record is from RefSeq and is a predicted model, not a curated record.
AUGGCAGGAGGUGGCCCCGCUCCCCUUCACCGGCCCUGCGGUGAAGGCGGUCUCGGCGGCGGCGGAGCAGAGCGGGAGCGCGGCGGGGGGCGCCUUCCCCGCGUCCUGGAGAGCGGGCCUGCUGCCGCCGGCCGUGGACAGACGGCGCUGGUACCGGAGCGUCCCGGUGAUAGCCCGCUGGAGCCGAGCGCUGGACGGGGCUGCUGUGUAAAACUUCUGUUGCAUGGUCUUUGCUCCAACACCACAGUCAAAUCUUUGGAUUUGAAGGGAAAUAACCUGCGAACCAUGGGAGCUGAGGCUUUGGGAAAACUUCUUAGGCAGAACAAAUCCAUCAGGAGCCUAAUCUUGGAAUGGAACAGCCUUGGCAUGUGGGAGGAAGGCUUCUCCUUUUUCUGCCAAGGACUGGGAGCAAACAACUUUCUCCAGCGGCUAGAUCUGCGCAAUAACCAGAUCAACCAUCAAGGGGCCGGAGAGCUGGCCACGGCACUGAAACAAAAUGCCAGCCUUCAGGAGCUGGAUUUGCGUUGGAAUAAUAUUGGGCUUCUGGGUGGCCGAGCUUUGCUGAACUGCCUGCACAGCAACAAGACCUUAAAGAGGCUGGAGCUGGCUGGGAACAAUGUUCCUAGUGACAUCCUGAAAGCUGUGGAACAAGCCAUGGAUCACAACAGAGACCGUCAGACUAUCUUGAGUGAGACCCAGAACCGAACGUACAUACUCAGCAAGGAGGUUUUGAGUCUGAAGGAUGAGAAGACCAAGCAGUUCUUGGAUUUGAUGGACACUAUAGACAAGCAGAGAGAAGAAAUAGCCAGGAGUGGCAGGAUGUCUGCAGCACGAGUCAGCCAGCUGCAGGAAGCAUUGGAUGAGCAGCACUCUAUUAUGAAUUCACUGAAAGCCAAACUCCAGAUGACUGAAGCUGCCCUGGCUCUGUCUGAGCAGAAGGUGCACAAUUUGGGAGAGCUACUGAAUGCCACAAAACAAGAACAAACCAGUAUAACUGAGCGCCACUUUACGGAGCUCCAGCAACAAAAGCAGGAAGGUGCUGAUCGGGAAGGCAAGCUUUUGCGUGACUUGUCUGCCGCGAGUGAGAAAAACUUGCUUCUAAGAAACCAGGUAGGAAAGCAAAUCCUAGGCUGAGAAACAGGACUUGGGCUUGAAAAGAAGCAGGAUCAGCUAUUCCAGGUAAAACAAGACUUGACCAACACAACAGCAGAGCUGAAGCUGCGGGCUGUGCAGGCUGAGGAACGCCUAGAAAUGGAGAAGAGAAGAUUUAAACAAAGCCUUGAAGACAUGGAAUCCCUUCGGUUAAAAGAGGUGGAUCAUAUGGCACAGCACAUUGAGAACAGUGAACGUUCCAUGCAGGACAGGAUCCAGAGGCUGGAGGCCAUCAGGAUAGCUCUGGAGGAGGAGUUGAGCCAAGUCAAAGCGGCUGCACUCACUGAGCGAGGACAGGCAGAGGAGGAGUUAAUAAAAGUCCGGAAUCAGGCUCGGUUGGAGGAGCAGCAACGACUAGAACACCUAGAAGAGAAGCUGCGGUUGAUGACUGAAUCACGGGAUGAAGCUCAGAACUGCUGCCUCAAUCAGAAGCAAAUGGUUGCUGAGGCCCAAGCCAAAGCCAAUCAGUUGAGCCUGCAUGCUGAUGGACUCAGAAGGCGGUUAGAGGAACUUCAGCAGGACCUGAACAGUAAAGAAGAGGAGAAAGUCACAGAGGUGAAUAAAAUGAAAGUGGCAUUACAGGAGCAGAUUGGACACCUGCAGGCUGAACGCACAGCACAGGAAGGGCUGAGGGAGAAGAUUGCAGCCCUGGAGAGACAGCUGAAAGCUCUGUCAAGUAAUCACCGUGAGGCACUGCUGGACAAAGAAGGUGAAAUCUCUAUGCUGCUGGAGAAACUGAGAGUAAAAGAGGCUGACAUCUCCAGGAUGAGGGAAGAAGAGGCCCAGCGAGCAAGCUUCUUGCAGAAUGCCAUCAUGGCAUAUGUGCAGGGCUCCCCCUUGGGAACCCACGGUUCUAGGAAAUGAGAGCGUGGCUUAAAGAAUCCAGAUACCUGCUGGCAGGAAGAGGAUGAGCAACUCAGGUACAGCCCC